UUCAGCCUUGCUAGAGCAGCUAGUGGUGGUAUUGAUGGUGUGGAAAUUCAUCCAAGAUGAUGAGCAAUAGGAACUGCAACAAUAUUGAUAGAGUAGUAGUGAUGGAGAGUGGACAGGCUACAGCUCCAAAAAGGGUCAAUCAAGGCUUGAAAAAAGGGCCAUGGACGGUAGCGGAAGAUGCCAUCUUGAUAGAGUACGUGAAGAAACAUGGAGAAGGAAAUUGGAAUUCUGUGCAGAAGAAUUGCGGAUUGAUGAGGUGCGGCAAGAGUUGCAGGCUCAGAUGGGCAAAUCAUUUGAGGCCUAAUCUAAAAAAAGGUUCUUUUACACCCGAUGAAGAGAAAAUCAUCAUCGAACUUCAUGCCAAACAUGGUAAUAAAUGGGCUCGAAUGGCCUCUCAGUUACCCGGUAGAACUGAUAAUGAAAUCAAGAACUAUUGGAAUACCAGAAUGAAAAGACUUCAAAGAGCUGGUCUGCCUAUAUACCCCCAAGAUUUGCAAGCGAAAACAGCUGCGUUUAGUUUUCACCACCAAGAAGACCGACGAACACAACCCAACUCUACCUCACUCUCCUCAUCUCCUUACGAUCUCUGUUUUCCACCCCUUGAUCCCAUCAAUAGUUUCGCAACUCCCUUGAACCCUUUGCAGAAUCAUCUUAGUCCACUUGCAUUCUACUCCAAUCCGAGCCAUCAGUUAAAACUGUUUGCUAAUACCAACAGUAACGAUGGUUGUUUACCUCUGUCUUUGCCUCCUGUUUCGUCGUAUCAGCAAUCACCUCUUUCUACAAAUCUAUUCAGUCAAAACCCCACUAGGCAAGCAGUCCCGAUAAAUACACCACCAUCAGUACUGUUCUACAAUGAUGCAGAUAUGGAAAGCAAUGUGAGUUUUACUUCACUUAUAAUGGGGGGUCAAGUUCAGCCAAUUGGCUUUAUUCCUUCAGGCCAAACACCACCAGGGCCGACAACUUCUUGGGGUGGUGGUGCUUGUUUCGAGGAGGCAUCCAACAAAAGCAACAACAAUGGCUACAGUAACAGUGAAACUAGCCAACAAGGAAUGGCAGGCAAUAUGAACAAUAGCGGUUUGUUGGAUGCUUUACUGCAGGAGGCCAAGACCAUAUCUUCCAAAGGGAAAUCAAAUAGUGAUGACUUGCUGCCGGCAUCUAACGAAGGGAAACGUGCGAUGGAUAGUACUGUAAAGGAGGAAGGUGUAGGGGAGGAAGCUACCAAUCGUGUUGAAUUGUUGCCGAGAAACGGUAGCGAAUAUUCUUGUGGUGAAAAACUGUGGGAUGAUUUGAGCUCGUCUCAAUCCUCAAAUAUAUGGACAAAACCAAGCGAGGAAGCAGCUGACCAGGAGUUGAAUUCCAUGGAUGAUGACUUCUUCAGCCAGCUUAAUAACUUCCCAUCGUCGGAGCCACUCCCAGAGUGGAAUCGUCAAAGCAGAAAUGAACGCAAUUCCAAUAGAAUGUCAUACAGUGGGCUUAAUAUUGUUGAUGACAACAGAGACCCCGACGUUAAGGAAGAUGCUUCACUCACUCGUGCUUCCAACACAGAAGCAGUUCCAAACCGUGGAAGGGCCCUGGUUUCCUGCCAUUGGAACAACAUGCCUGGCAUCUGUUAAUUACAACUGUUUCUGCACCAAAAAUCGCAUGUUCUUACGAGAAAGAAAGCUUCAAAUAGAGAGCAUUCACGAGGAAAAUGAUAGAUUGAUUUUGUUGGAGCUUUUUAUUGUAGUUAGAGCUUGUCUCUGGGGUACCUUACAAAUCGAUGGAGGAGGCCUAGGUAGGAAGAACAAAAAAGAAUAAAGUACUAUAUAAUUAGGGUUGAUGUGGUCUGCAUAUGGAUCAUGACUAUAUAAGAUGGUUUAUUUUGCGUAUAAUUAGUUAAUUUUUCAUAUAAUUAAUUAAUUAGCUUCAAUUGGUAAUAUAACCAAGUUGGCAGUGUCUUUCCUUUCUUUCUUCUAAUUCUUUCUUUUUUUACGUACAUUCCUUUUCUUAAUUACAAUAUUCGAGUUUUUUUUUUUUUCCAGUUCUUGUUUCUUAUUGAUUGAUUGAAUAAUGCUGGGAGUAAUUAAAUCUUUCACAAAAGCUUCCUUACGGGCCGGGUAAUUAGUUAAUGUGGCAUUUCUUUUAAAUAAUUUUCUUAAAUCAUGAAAUGUAAAUA
This is a messenger RNA of Populus nigra (black poplar), 2155 nucleotides long. Its product is annotated as transcription factor MYB101. The transcript is spliced from 3 exons. The coding region runs from base 57 to 1613 and encodes 518 amino acids. The record is from RefSeq and is a predicted model, not a curated record. Lineage: Eukaryota; Viridiplantae; Streptophyta; Magnoliopsida; Malpighiales; Salicaceae.